AUGGGGACUUGUCAAAUUUGCAAUGGAAUAUAGGUCAAAGAGAUUAAGGAACAAUUGAAACCAUAAAUAUAGAGAAAAGAACUAACUCUUAGAUAAAUUGCUUUAAUUCAGGCAAGGAUUAGAGGAAUCUUAACAAGAAGAAGAGUUCUGAUUCACAAAUAAAAGGAAAAUAAUAACUAGCAAUAAUAAAAUUCUUUGACUGAAGACUUAAUUUGCUAUGAAUAGAUUUAACAAACAAUUACAGAAAGAUCAACAGUAGCUUAGUAAUAGGAUGAUCAUAUCGCUAUUUCGAUGUCACCAAAAAUAAGGAAUAGCCACAAGUGGCAGAAUGGAUCAAUGACUGGGUUUGGUAGAAUGGACAUGGAGGACGGUUGUUACUUGGAAGGCAUGUGGUUGGAUGGGUAUUUCAAUGGAGAAGGACUUUACAGUGCUCCUGAUGGGACAUAUUAUAGAGGAGAAUGGAAAAAUAGUUACAUGAAUGGUCAAGGGAUCUAUUUUAAUUCUGCUAAAAACAUCAGAUAUGAAGGAGGAUGGGAAAAUAACUUACAACAUGGUGAAGGGACAGAAACAUAUGCAGAUAAAUCAAUUUACACCGGGACAUUUAAAAAAGGUUUAAAGGAUGGUUACGGAAAAUUCUUUUUUAAUGAUGGGUCUUACUAUGAAGGACAAUUUCAAUAAGACAAGUUUCAUGGUUAAGGAAAAUUUGUUUGGGAUUGCGGUUAAAAGGUUUAUAAUGGAGAAUGGGUUAAAGGCAAAAAGCAUGGCUUUGGAUAUAUAGAAAUCAAAGGAAAAUACUCCUAUGAAGGUCAAUACAAAGAUGGGGUAAAAAAUGGAAAUGGCAUAUUGAUUUGGAGUGAUGGUAGAAAGUACAAUGGUGAAUGGAAAGAGGGUUAAUAACAUGGAAACGGGAUAUAUUAUAACUAAAAAGGAGAAACAUUUAGUGGUACUUGGAAGUUUGGAUUAAUCCAAAAUCAUUGA
Paramecium tetraurelia is the source of this 978-nucleotide messenger RNA. RefSeq lists its product as uncharacterized. NCBI's taxonomy places the organism in Eukaryota, Ciliophora, Oligohymenophorea, Peniculida, Parameciidae. Gene Ontology annotation, molecular function: protein binding. Gene Ontology annotation, cellular component: cytosol. The transcript has 5 exons. The record is from RefSeq and is a predicted model, not a curated record.